Molecule: messenger RNA, 1177 nt
Organism: Arabidopsis lyrata subsp. lyrata
Lineage: Eukaryota; Viridiplantae; Streptophyta; Magnoliopsida; Brassicales; Brassicaceae
Product: sec-independent protein translocase protein TatB
Exons: 7
Coding region: 81-776 (231 amino acids)
Source: RefSeq, a predicted model, not a curated record
UUGUAAGGAAUAAUCGAGAAGAUCUCUCUUCUUCCCUGAGACGGCGAGAGGAACACGGAGGACGAUCGGAGUACGAAGCAAUGCUUGGGCUUUCUUACGGUGAGCUCUUACUCAUCCUCGGUGCCACAGCUGCUGUUGUAGGACCCAAAGAUCUUCCGAUUAUUGCUAGAGCAGGAGGAAGAUUAUUCGGACGAGCCAUUGGUUACAUCAAUAUGGCUCGUGGUCACUUGGAUGGUGUCAUGAAACAACCUCAGAUGCAAGAGAUAUCGAAAGAAGUUCAAGAUUUACGAGCACAAGUAGACGCGAUUAGCCAUGGAGCUAGGUUUUCUCUAUUUGAUUCUAGUCCUUUGACUCGAAGAGUAGACAACCAAACUCCAGAACCUAGUCCAAGCACCACCAAUGGGAAUGUUACAUCGGUUAAUGUUGAAGAAAGAAAGAAGCCUGUAGAUCAUUAUACAAAGGCGCAAGAAUUUAGUGGCUCGUCUUCGGCUUCUGUUAACCUGCACGCUCAAGCAACAUCAUUUGCACGAUUAUCUGAGACGGUCAGUGGAAAAACCAACACUCUAAGCAGUGAUUCACCUGUUCUUCCUGUUUCAGCUGAGAUGGCAAAGUUGCUUCCUCAACGCAAAGAGAGUGCAAAAGGAUCUGAUUUAAUGUUGGAGGCAGUUCUUGAAGCGGAAGUAGCACACAAGGCAAAAAGCUUUUUCGCACAAGCCGAAAAGGAAACUCCAGCUUUAAAAGGGAAGUUUUUCAGUGACGGGAAAGGAGAAAGUUGAAGGCAAGUUUUGGGGAUCUUCUCUUCGAUCACAAGACACCGGGGCUACGUAGCGUCAGAUGAGUGGGCCUUGUUAUUUAAGUGGGCUUUAUGUUAAAUGGGCUGAGCCGGACCUUGGCUUUUGCUGCGGCAACAAGUGAUCUUAACUUGGUCGAAAUCAGUGCACUCUUUGAUCUUGUAAUUAGUGCUGCGACAUCAUAGGUUUUAGGAAUAAAUAUUCUAAAAGUUGAGAGUGAAAUCCGAUGUUAUAAUUAUUUUUUUUUGUUACAAAAUCUCGACGAAUUAUUUGUAUUAUCUGUUCUUGCGUUUCGGUUUUGUUUGAGAGUGAAGGAGACUUGGUAGGAAAUGGAUUUACAUGAGUUGGUUGGCUUUAGAAGUUGAUAAAUAUAUUAAAUUUGUAGA